AUGAACUCUGAUGGAGCUCAAUCGACUUCUGAAGCGUCUCCGGACUUUGAGUGCACGAUGGCUGAAGCCAACGCUUCAGAAGAUGGGUGGAUACACGAUCCUUCAGCGUGGUAAUACAAUUUGAAUAUUUUUUAAAUUGAAAUCUAAAACAUGAAAUUUUUCUUUAAAAACAGUAUUCCAAAUUACUGUAUCUAUAUUAUUUUUCAGGGACUACUUUUGUUCACUGUUAACAUCCCUUUACGCCAUGUUCAUCAUCGUAUUUGCCGUCGUAAUGGAGCUCUCUCAGAAGUUCACUUCAGAUGAAUGGUUUAUGGAGAUGGUAAGAGUUUUAACAAGACUACAGUACCCUUUUUAGUUGUUUUACAGUUACAUGUACGGAGCGGGUAUUACAUUCUUACUGUAUUGUUAUUUAUUCCAAAUGCAUCCAGCUUGGCUCAACAACUUGAUGAAGAUGGCAGAGCGGAGAAAGUGGAUUCAGGGUGGUACUGUGAGUUUGGGUUACAGUAACAUUAUUUUUAAAUUGUUUUUUUUAAUUGUUUUUGUUGGCAUUUUAUUGUUGUUUAAGGAAGUACAACAAACUACGCAUUCAAGCGACGGAGCUGGAUCUCUGUACCUUCGACUUGGUACUCUUUGUAAGUUUAUUAAAAGUAUACUGUACUUUAUGAGAAGUCAAGGGUUUUUAUCAGAAUAUAUUUACAUAUGUCUUACUUACCCCUAGCUUUACCGAAAUUUAUAGAAACGUUUAAAUGUAUACUUUAACAUUAUAUUAUUUUAGGUUUUGGCAGUAGUGGAAUAGUGUUGUUUUGCCUAGAGUUCUUCGUAUGCAUAUCAGAUCACUUAUGUUUUACAUAUCGCCUUAUCAAUUGGGUAUACGCAGCUGCUUUUACUUUCAUUCAGAUGCAUUUCAUCUUCUGCAAUUCGAAGGUAUGUUAUCCAUGACGAUAUCAACCUUGUAGAUCAUAAUUACAGAAUCCAAGAAUCUGGCCAAGUUGGGUACGAUGCACUUACUGGCUGUAAACGUGUGGACAUGGUUGAGGUUUGUGAUAGCAAAACACGAUGGAAAGUCAGUUUAUGUGGAACAUAUACUGAAUAGGACGGAUUCGUUAGUACUGCCGAGGGUAGAAGAGGUACGGUUUUGAAAAAUAAAUAAGAACAUCGUAUUGGAAAUGAUAGUACUAUUACUUACAAUAGAAGUUAUAGAAAUGAAAGUAGCUAUUACAGUACGAAAGACACUAUUGCUCUAAUCAAAGGUAUUAUUCCAGAACUACACAAUACCGACAGACGAGAUCUUGGCUAUAAGAAUAUACUCAUUUUACUACUUUGGUGACUUUGCCACAUUACUGACGACAUGUAUAGUAGAGUACUCCGUAAUUGGAGCUGCUAUAAUGUUUGUGUUAUGGAGAUCGAUUGACGACCACUGUACUAUGCCAAUUUAUCGACCGAAACGUAAAAACAAAGUCAGAAUUGAUUGCAGGUAAGGGUUUGUUAACUGUGUUCACUUUACCGUAAUUACUUUUAUAUACUUCUGUUGUUGGUUUAAGCAGAUUUAUUGUGAUUUAGCUGCUAGUAUAAGCUUUACCAUCGUUAUUUUCAGUGGUGUUUUGAAGUUUAGUCUUGAUAACGUUAGGAUACUUGAUAAAAUUACAUUUUAGCGCAUCGUCGGCUGGACUGUUUGCUGGAGUGUUAUUCUUGAUUUGUGCCUUGGUUUCUAUCGGGAUAUACACCAUCUUCAGUCAACAUAGUGACGAUCGUGGCGCGCUACUGGUGUUUAGAUUAUCAGAUUUUGCCCUUUUUUGCUUUACAUUAGUAGGAUGCAUUAUUGGACUGUAUCGGUAGGUUAUAUCUCUUACGGUAAACUAUGAUCUACUCGCAAAUACAGUAUGAUUCUUACAUAAUUUCAGAAUGAGAUUUCUGAAUUACCAAAGUCUUCAAAUUAUGACGAACGCCGAGUUCCUCGACGAGAUUCUGCUGAUAAUCGGCCUUCUGGGGGAGCUGAUCCAUUCGAGUACGGGUCUGAUGUGCUGGAUAACAACUCAAUCCGAGUGGGGUCAGAACAAGAUGGAGACCUACAUGCUGGUGGUGUUCGUCGUGCGAGAGGUCCAAGUCAUCGUACAAGCCGUGUUUAUUUUGGUAUCUUCACGGUAAGUGUUUUUACAGACGAGAUUCCAUCUUAUCUUCACCAUCUGUAUACAAGUUGUUGUCUUUAGUUGAUUUUACGUCACAACAAUUCUAUUUUUGUUGUCAUAAAUGUCUGGAUAUUAGGGUAUCAAGGUUUAUUGUGAUAAUAGUCUGGAUUUUGUAGUAUUUUAGCUUUUUUGCCAUAAGUUUUAGAUUUUAAGGUGUCAAAGAUCCUUUUCCAUCAUAUCCAAUUUUGUUACAGUAGUAUCAUAAUUUUCAGCCUGCGAGCCCAAAGCCCCAAGGCGAUUGCCCAAAAGCCUGGGAAACAAUUUGUGACAUUCUUAUUGAUCGCCAAUGUGUCGCUAUUCUUCUUCCAUACCUUAGAAGGUAUGAAAUCAGUCUUCGGAGAUGCGAUAGCAUCAAGAAGAACCAAGCCUUAUGCUACGUUAAUAUGUGCAGUUGCUCCGUUGGUCGUGUUCUACCGUUUCCACUCAAGUGUUUGUUUGGCCGAGAUCUGGAAGCAUUGUUACAACACCAAGAACAAUCCUCGGUCUUUGAAGUCACCAGCGUCUUCUAGCUCCGUGGCUACAAGAACAUCGUCGAUAAGGGAGCAGGGCUUGUUUUGA
Molecule: messenger RNA, 2744 nt
Organism: Bursaphelenchus okinawaensis
Lineage: Eukaryota; Metazoa; Nematoda; Chromadorea; Rhabditida; Aphelenchoididae
Source: the annotation of a GenBank genome assembly